Setaria italica (foxtail millet) is the source of this 1289-nucleotide messenger RNA. RefSeq names its product vacuolar protein sorting-associated protein 32 homolog 2. The coding region runs from base 257 to 922 and encodes 221 amino acids. The record is from RefSeq and is a predicted model, not a curated record. Gene Ontology annotation, cellular component: multivesicular body; cytoplasmic side of plasma membrane; ESCRT III complex. The transcript has 8 exons. Lineage: Eukaryota; Viridiplantae; Streptophyta; Magnoliopsida; Poales; Poaceae. Gene Ontology annotation, biological process: late endosome to vacuole transport via multivesicular body sorting pathway; vesicle budding from membrane.
CCUUCCGCGGUUGUGUGCGUACGCGGUCGUCUCCAUCCAACUCCAACUCGUCUCCUCCUCCUUCCCCUCCCCCAAUCAUCAAAAACCUAGACCAAAUCUUCCCCAUCGAUCCCAACUCACCCCACCCAGAGCCGCCUUCCAACCAGAUUCCUCCUGUCCCCUCUCGAGUCGCGCCCGCCCAAUCCAGUGGCCGCCGCCGCCGCCGCUUCCGCCGGCGUCGAAUCCGGUGUUUUGAGUUUCGGUUGCGAGCGCAGCCAUGUCCAUGUUCAACAGGAUCUUUGGGAAGCCCAAGGAGCAGGCCAACUCUAAUGCGUUGGCCACUCUGGACAAGUUAAAUGAGACUCUCGAUAUGCUGGAGAAGAAAGAAAAGGUGCUGGAGAAAAAAGCGGCUGCCGAGCUAGAGAGGGCCAAGGAAUUCUCGAAAGCAAAGAAUAAAAGAGCUGCUAUCCAGUCCUUGAAGAGGAAAAAACUUUAUGAGCAACAAAUUGAGCAGCUUGGAAAUUUCCAGUUGAGAAUCCAUGAUCAGAUGAUCAUGUUAGAAGCAGCUAAAGCUACAACAGAGACUGUCGAUGCAUUGAGGACUGGAGCUGCAGCUAUGAAAGCAAUGCAAAAAGCAACAAAUAUUGAUGAUGUUGACAAGACUAUGGAUGAAAUUAAUGAACAGACAGAAAACAUGAAACAAAUUCAAGAUGCUUUAUCAGCUCCUCUUGGAGCUUCUGCUGAUUUUGAUGAGGAUGAACUGGAAGCGGAACUUGAAGAACUGGAGGGAGCAGAGUUGGAAUCUCAGCUUCUGGAGCCUGUUGCAGCUCCUCCUGUGCAUCCAGUGCAUGUCCCUACCAAGCAACCAGCUCGCCCUGCUCCACAGAAAGCUACAGCUGAAGAUGAUGAGCUUGCUGCACUGCAAGCUGAAAUGGCGUUGUGAUCAGGUUCCCAAUGAAGAGGUGAAAUGUGUAAAUGAUUGGCGUUACACUAAGAAGGUCCAAGCGAGUCUGGCUAUGAUAUAUUUGCCCAUGUGUGUAUAAUCUUGGGGGUGUAUUUGGCAACCGAAGCAGAAAAAAGGCUGCUCCAGCCAAUGUUUGUUUCAGUGGUUUUGGGGUCUGUUCUCAAUAGACGGUUUCAUUUAAUGUGGCUCGGUUUGCUCCAUCCAUGCUAACCUCCCACAUCAACGUGCAUUGUUGUCAUACAGUAUUUUUCGUUGACCCAUAUUGUCUGGAGCCAUGUAAAAAUGUUAUAAAUCCCCAGGGUUCACAUUUGAUGCGCCAAUAAGCAGCUCUCAAUUUUUAAAGCAA